AUUCAUAAUGACCCCUAGCCCUUAUUUAGUGCUUUUCAGCACCAGAGCUCAAAGCGCUUUACAAAGGAGGUCAAUCUCAUUAUCCCCAUCUUGUAGAUGCGGAAACUGAGGCACAGGGAGGGGGCGUGACUUGCCCGAGGACACAACUAGCAUGCUAGUGGAAGAGCUGGGAAUAGAAUUUAGGUCUCUGGAGACCCAUCCCCUUGUUCUGUCCACUAGCUAAGUACCGUGGACCUAAAAACCCAGAGAAAAGCCUGAGCCCCUUCCUUCAGCUCUCUGCUAGCACAUGGGCGUUGGCUCCACCCCAAUUUGCUCAUUGGGAUGUUGUGCUCCCUGCAGUUAAGACUCUUCAGUGAGCAUUGGGUGGUUAAGACCUUGGUUUUAUAUCUCAGAAAGAGAGCAGCAGAGCUCCGGGAGAGGAAUUGUUUUAUUACAUGCCACAAGCACCAACAGAGCUUCUUGCAUGGGCUGGGCGCCGGGGAGGCGGUCAAAGGGGCAUGUUGCAGUCGAUCACAUAAGUGGUUGCGAAAAUGAAGGUAGCGGCAUAUCUCUAUCGUGACAAGGUCCAGGGCUGUGCAGUGGCUGGCGCAUGGGUGUGACAAGGUGACGGGGAUUGGGCGAUCGGAUUCUACGCUACAAACCUAGCUGGAUCGGGAGAAUGGUUCCAGAUUUGUAAUCUAGUCAGGCCCCAGCACCUGUUUCAGCAGCUGUUUGUGCCUAAAGAUGUGCUCCUGGUCGAAGAGUGCAAUAGAGAGGGAGUUAAAAGUGGCUGGAAACUGCAAGGAAGCAGUUUACAUCUCUUACUUCUGUCAGGGCGUGUGGGCUGGGGGAUUCGCUGUGUGGUGCGGGGGUGUGUUGAGGGGUAGAAUGUCACAGAGGUGUCAGAAUCUGGCUCUAAAGUGUUCAGGAAGCAUGUAAUGGAUUAGGCUUGUUUUUUACACUCUCGCUCUUGACCACUGAGUUCCUGUUUUUAUGGCGGUAGCGAGGUGAGCACAUGCUGUGUAGCAGCUCCUCUCCUCUCAAACCUCACACCUCCGCCUCCCGAGAGCCCCUUCUCCCCCCUGCCGCAGAGGAGAUGCGAGUGCGCUCAGGGAAGGAGCGGGGUAUAUAACUACGAGCGGAAAUGCCCCCCGGCAGAAGCGGUGGGGCGACGACGUCUGCAGACGGCUCAGCGUGGCGGCAGCAUGAAGGCAGAUAGGAAAUUGCUUUUCCUGGUGCUGCUGUUCCUCCCCAUUGGGAAGGCUGGGUUUGGCGUGAGAAUUGUCCCCUGCAUCUGCCUUGCUCCCCAUCCCCGUGCAUUGGGGCACGUCGUGCUGUUUCUUUACAGCAGGCCAGCUCCAGUCUUCGAUCAUUGGAGGACGUGAAGCAUUGCCUCACUCCAGGCCCUACAUGGUGUCUAUCCACAAAGGAGACAUUCCUGCCUGCGGGGGAGUCCUAGUCCACAAGCGCUGGGUGCUGACGGCUGCGCACUGCUAUUCCGACCUGCGUAAGGGUCUCAUCAGGGUGCUGGUGGGUCUCCAUCGGCAGCCCAGGAGAAAUGCUGGAGUGCAGGUCUUCACUGUCGCGAAGUUUGUCCCGCAUCCUUCCUUCAACCGCACGACUUUAGCAAAUGACAUCAUGCUGCUGAAGCUGGACAGGAAGGUGGUUUGGAACAAGGAGACAAGGCUUCUCCCCCUGUCCAAGAAGAAUGCAGCCCCGGGGACGCUGUGCAGCGUGGCUGGCUGGGGGAGGUUCAGAGAGGGAAGCAAGUAUUCCCCUGUCCUGCGCGAACUCAACGUCAAGGUGAUGGACAUCAGGAUGUGCAACAACAGCCGGUACUGGGAUGGCGAGGUCACCAGCACCAUGAUGUGCUUCGAAGGGGUCGAGAAGGGCUCUGCCCCCUGCCAGGGUGAUUCCGGGGGCCCUGUGGUAUGUGGCAAGAAAGCGGAGGUAGCCGGCGUGAUCUCCUUCACGGACAAAAGCUGUGUCAACAUGUUCAAACCGCCCGUCGCGACGGCUGUCUUUAAAUACAAGACGUGGAUCAAAAAAUACCUACGCUGGAGCUGAGCCCUGUAACUGCAGCAUCGUCUGUAAGCUUGCCUGUCUGUCUCCUCUGCCCUGUAUUGACCCCUUGUGGCUUCCCUAUGCUGCCAGGUUAGAGAUCAGCUCACUCACCCAGCCGCAUGUGCCUCAUCCAUCCGUCUGGGCACUGCUGGUGCAACUCCACCCCCCUGUGCCUACCUGUUCUCUUACAGAGACUUCAGCUCUGUCCUUCUCUCUCUCGGGCCUGGCAUGCAAACUGUCCGCCUGCGUCACGCUUCCGGCUGCUGAUUUGAAGUAAAAGUGAAACCUCAUCUGGUC
Malaclemys terrapin pileata is the source of this 2340-nucleotide messenger RNA. RefSeq names its product granzyme M-like. NCBI's taxonomy places the organism in Eukaryota, Metazoa, Chordata, Testudines, Emydidae. Gene Ontology annotation, biological process: proteolysis. The transcript is spliced from 5 exons. Gene Ontology annotation, molecular function: serine-type endopeptidase activity. The coding region runs from base 1390 to 2046 and encodes 218 amino acids. The record is from RefSeq and is a predicted model, not a curated record.